Molecule: messenger RNA, 920 nt
Organism: Pectinophora gossypiella (pink bollworm)
Lineage: Eukaryota; Metazoa; Arthropoda; Insecta; Lepidoptera; Gelechiidae
Gene: ND-24
Product: NADH dehydrogenase [ubiquinone] flavoprotein 2, mitochondrial
Exons: 7
Coding region: 116-850 (244 amino acids)
Biological process (GO): mitochondrial electron transport, NADH to ubiquinone
Molecular function (GO): NADH dehydrogenase activity
Source: RefSeq, a predicted model, not a curated record
UCAAAAAAAAACGUAAUAUUUUAAUCGUGUGAAGUUAGUCGCAAUCCCUAGCCUAUUCGCGGACAGUGUUUCGCAAUAAAUUUUAUAAAAUAAUCUAAAAUUUAAUUAAAUAGCCAUGUUAUCCAGCCUGAGGACUGGAGUUCAGGGUCUGUGGCGUGUGUCGUCGAGGGCUCUGCAGACCAGCUCAAGGUUGCAGUCUGAUGCCCUCUUCGUUCACAGAGACACCCCUGAGGACAAUUCUAGCAUUCCUUUUGAAUUUACGCCGGAGAAUAAAAAGCGAGUUGAUGCUCUGCUAGAGUUAUAUCCAGAAGGCCACAAGCGCUCGGCUAUGAUCCCGCUGUUGGAUCUAGCUCAGCGUCAGAAUGGAGGCUGGCUUCCCAUCUCUGCCAUGCAUAAGGUGGCAGAGAUCAUCAAUGUACCACGUAUGAGAGUUUACGAAGUCGCUACAUUCUACACUAUGUUUAUUAGGAAACCAGUAGGCAAGCACCACAUAAUGGUGUGCACGACCACUCCGUGCUGGCUGCGCAACUCUGAUGCCGUCCUGAACACCAUCAAGAAGGAAACCAACUGCGAGGUCGGGGGCACCAGCCCCUGCGGGAAAUUCUCCAUCUCUGAGGUGGAGUGUCUUGGAGCCUGCGUCAACGCGCCCAUGAUUCAAGUAAACGAUGACUAUUACGAAGAUCUCACAGUUGAAGACACAAAGGAGAUCAUUGACAAGCUAAAGAGGGACGAGAAACCCAAACCAGGACCAAGAAAUGGAAGGUUCGCGGCGGAGCCCCUCGGAGGCCUAACGUCUCUCACGGAGGAACCCACCGGCCCGGGCUUCGGACUGCAAGACACCUUCAAAUGAAACAAUGUUGAAUAUUUUGUAAAUUUUAUUUCAUAGGUCUUAUUUAAAUAAAUCAAUCAUGUUAGAUCAA